This is a messenger RNA of Podarcis muralis (Common wall lizard), 3916 nucleotides long. It is a transcript of the gene HECTD3, whose product is annotated as HECT domain E3 ubiquitin protein ligase 3. The record is from RefSeq and is a predicted model, not a curated record. Gene Ontology annotation, biological process: proteasome-mediated ubiquitin-dependent protein catabolic process. Lineage: Eukaryota; Metazoa; Chordata; Lepidosauria; Squamata; Lacertidae. Gene Ontology annotation, molecular function: ubiquitin-protein transferase activity.
CGGCAGAACGUAGGAGGAAGGAGGGCGAGAGUAGCAGGAAGCAGCCGCAGCCGCCCUCCUCCCGGUCGCUGCGCUUGGGAAAGACUCGCCGGCUGCCAGACUCGGGACGGGAGGGAAGGGGCCACCGGCGGAGCUGCUCCUGCGGCGGCUGCUCCCUCUGGGCCAACCCCGCCUCGGCGGCUGCAGGCGGCCAGGAUGAUGCCCCCGACGGCGGGCGAGUCGCCGCACCAGCUGCUAGGCCGGCUGCGCUUCCUGAGCGAGGCGAUCGGGUGCCUGACGCGCGCGGAGCCGCUCCCCGCCGCCUUGUGCUACGUGCCCCGCGAGGUGCAGUAUAAGAUCUGCAAGGACCCCAGCGCCCCCGGGCCCGCCUCGGCCUCCGGCCGGACCCUGCUGUCGGUAUGGGAGAACCCCAGCAAGGCCGGCGCCGGCUCCGGGUCGGGCGGCAGGAAGGGCCUGGGCAGGGGCACCAUCGAGCUGCGCAAGGGCUCGUGCAUCCGAGCCAGCGGCGAGGAAUACUGCAACGGGCACGGGCUCUGGGUGAAGCUGACAAAGGAGCAGCUGGAGGAGUUCAAGAUUGGCUGUGAUCUGGAGGAAGGCUGGGUACUCAUGUGUAAGCAUGCAGAUGGUGGGGACAGGCUGGUGCCAGUGGAAUCGAUGGAGAGAAUCCAGAGGCAGCAGCAACUCUUUGGGGUGGAUUAUAAGCCUGUAAUCAGAUGGGAGCAGGUGGUGGAUUUAACAUAUUCCCUCCGUCUUGGAGCAAAACCAAAAAUCAUGGAGCCAGAUGCAGCUGCGGUAGAGAGACUCCGAUUUGUACCACCCACUUGGAGCUACGAAUGUGAUGAGGACUUGGUGCAUUUCCUCUAUGACCACAUUGGCAAGGAAGAUGAGAAUCUGGGCAGCAUCAAGCAAUAUGUGGACAGCAUUGAUGUGUCCUCCUACACGGAAGAAUUCAAUGUUUCAUGCCUGACAGACAACCAUGCAGACACCUACUGGGAGAGUGAUGGGUCUCAGGGUCAGCACUGGGUCCGUCUCAACAUGAAGAAAGGGACCAUUAUCAAGAAGCUGUUCCUGACUGUGGACACAACAGAUGAGAAUUUCAUGCCCAAGAGGGUGGCUGUGUAUGGUGGCGAGGGGGAUAACCUGAAGAAGCUGAGUGACGUGGGCAUUGAUGAGAGCUACAUCGGGGAUGUGUGUGUGCUGGAAGACAUGACUGCUCACUUGCCUGUCAUUGAAAUCCGCAUUGUGGAAUGCAGAGAUGAUGGGAUAGAUGUUCGGCUACGGGGAAUAAAGAUCAAAUCUUCUCGGCAACGGGAACUGGGGCUCAAUGCAGAUAUGUUUCAGCCAGCCAACCUGGUGAGGUAUCCUCGCCUGGAGGGAAGAGACCCUGAUGUGCUCUAUCGGCGGGCUGUGAUCAUCCAGAGGUUUAUCAAGAUCUUGGAUAGUGUUCUUCACCAUCUUGUUCCAGCCUGGGACUACACACUUGGCACCUUCAGCCAACUCAAGCACAUCAAACAGUUCCUGUUGCUGUCCAAAAGACGUACAGUGCUAAUCACCCAGUGCCUCAAGGACUCAGAGACUAGCAAGCCCAACUUCAUGCCACGGCUCUACAUCAACCGUCGCCUGGCCAUGGAGCAUCGUGACAAUCCUGCACUUGACCCCAGCUGCAAAAACACAGUCUUCACUCAGGUAUAUGAGGGACUAAAACCUUCUGACAAGUAUGAGAAGGCCCUGGAUUACAGGUGGCCUCUGCGUUAUGACCAGUGGUGGGAGUGUAAAUUCAUUGCUGAGGGCAUCAUUGAUCAGGGUGGCGGUUUCCGAGACAGCAUUGCUGAUAUGUCUGAGGAGCUGUGUCCUAGUUCAGCUGAGACACCAGUGCCGCUGCCUUUUUUCGUCCGCACGUCCAACCAGGGCAGUGGUACCGGAGAGGCCCGAGACAUGUAUGUCCCCAACCCAUCCUGCAAAGAGUUCACAAAAUAUGAGUGGAUUGGGCAAAUCAUGGGAGCCGCCCUGCGUGGCAAGGAGUUCCUGGUCCUGGCCCUGCCUGGCUUUGUCUGGAAGCAACUGACAGGGGAGGAAGUGAGCUGGAGCAAGGACUUCCCUGCUGUUGACUCUGUGCUGGUGAAGCUUCUGGAGAUGAUGGAAGGAAUGGACAAAGAGACCUUUGAGUUCAAGUUUGGGCAUGAGCUGACGUACACCACUGUGCUGAGCGACCAGUGUAUGGUGGAGCUUAUUCCAGGUGGCACUCGCACUGUGGUGCACUAUGAGGACCGCUUGGAUUUCAUCCGCCUGGUGCAGAAGGCACGGCUAAAUGAGAGCAAGGAGCAGCUUGCGGCCAUGCAGGCUGGACUUCUCAAGGUAGUGCCCCAGGCAGUAUUGGAUCUGCUCACUUGGCAGGAACUGGAGAAGAAGGUCUGUGGUGACCCUGAAGUUACUGUUGAGGCUCUAAAGAAGCUCACUCGCUUUGAGGAUUUUGAACCAUCAGAUACUAGAAUUCAGUAUUUCUGGGAAGCCUUGAACAACUUUACUAACGAGGAUCGCAGUCGCUUCCUGAGGUUUGUUACUGGAAGAAGCCGACUUCCUGCUCGGAUUUAUAUCUAUCCUGACAAAUUAGGCUCUGAAACCACUGAUGCACUUCCUGAAUCUUCCACCUGCUCCAGCACACUUUUUUUGCCAAACUAUGCUUCGGCCAAAGUCUGCGAGGAAAAGUUGCGUUAUGCGGCUUAUAACUGUGUGGCUAUUGACACAGAUGUGAGCCCAUGGGAGGAGUGAGUCUAUUUUGAGGUCUUGUUAACCAUUUCUUCUGUGUUACAUAGUUCCUACAUGCAAUAAUCUCUUACUAUCAAGAUCCAGAAAGCAUGUAUGUGUAUAUAUAAUAAAUUACCAAGUGUGAAGCUUGCAGAUUAUUGAUAAACAGAUACAAUAAAACGGACAGCCUGCCCCCUUGGAUUUUAGUGAGCCCAAAACAAAAAAUGGGAAUGGUGAAAAACUCUUCAUUUCUGACACAAGUUGCCAGCAAGUGGACAAUGGCAUGUAGGAUUCCAGAAUUCAAUAAUUCUGGUUUCUUUCUCAGGAAAGAUGUCAAACAAGAAAUGCAGACAGCUGCAAAAUAUAUUUGUUGUUAGUUAACAUUUUAGAAUAUUCUUAAUUCUCUUCUGAAACCUGUACCUCUCCCUAGGCUGCAAUUCCAAACCCACUUACUUGGAAGCAAAUCCCAUGGACCUGAGGUGAUGUUUAUAAGAUUCCUCUGUCAAUCUUUCUAGCCAAAGAUAAACAUGAAGGCCACAGCUUAAUUAUAAAUUCUAGAGGAGAAUUGGGGUUUUUUGCAGCAAAAACAAGAAUCUUACAGCACCAUAAUGACUAGCAUAAGCUAGUGGACUACCAUCCACUGCAUCAGAUGUGUGUAGUGUUAUCAUGAGCCUAUAGGUUUAGAUGCACAUUGUUUGGGGAGGAGGGUUGUAAUAAGGAAAGGAAAUGCAAUAAAGUACAGUGAUAAUUAUGUACUUAAUACAGUACCGGUAAUUUGAAAAACAGUUCUUGAUAACAUCUUGGUAUUGAUAAGCUAAUUAGCACACAUAAUGUACUAAAAAUCUAUUCAAUCAGGGGGGGGGAUGGGAUAUAUUCAAUCCACAAGCAAUAGCACCAUAAAUUCUUAGUACUAAAUUACACUGUCUCCUCAUUACACACCAACAUUGUUAAUGACUUCAUCCUCAGGUUACAGUUCAGGAUCCUCCUCUUUGUAGUGAUUUCCAUGCCUGCUUCUGUGCAGAACUACAGUUCAAAGUUUUCAAUACUCCCUCCCUCCACCCACUUUUCUUCUUCCAAGUCUUCCUGUUUUUGUCUCAGCAGUUGCAGUGGUCAGCUCUGGCCACCAGUGGGCAUUAUGGCACCAUAAUUAAAAGGAGCGGUCUGACCAUUU